AGAGAGUAGAAGGAAGGGAGAGGGACACACAGAGAGAGAAACAUUGAUGUGAGAGCAAUACAUCAAUUGGUUGCCUUCUGCAUGCACCCUGACCAGGGCCAGGAAUUGUUCCUGCAACCAAGAUGCGAAAGCUGACAAUCAUGCCUGCAGGUCUGAUAUUUGCAUCUAUAAGUGUGCAUGCAGCCAAAGAAGAGGAAUCCAAAAAGCAGCUAAUGAAACCAGAGCAGCUCCCUAUAUAUACUUCACCACCUCUUCAAUCUAAAUAUGUUGAAGAGCAGCCUGGUAAUUUACAAAUGGGCUUUGCCUCCAUCCGCACUACAACUGGUCGUUAUAUUGGCUGGUGCAAGGGUGUGUAUGUCUUUGUGAAAAAUGGGAUAAUGGAUACAGUUCAAUUUGGAAAAGAUGCAUAUGUUUAUCUGAAGGAUCCACCACGAGAUUUUCUUCCGAAAAUUGGAGUGAUUACAGUUUCAGGAUUAGCAGGCUUGGUUUCAGCAAGAAAAGGUUCUAGAUUUAAGAAAAUUGCUUAUCCAUUGGGAUUGGCCACUUUAGGAGCAACUGUUUGUUACCCAGUUCAAUCCGUAAUAAUUGCAAAGGUCACCGGGAAAAAGGCAUAUGCUACAAGUCAGAAAAUGUAUGAAGCAGUUAAAUCAUUGUGGACAAAAGACAACAAAAAAGAGUCACUUCCUGAACCUAAAGAAAAAAUUAAGCUAGAAAACUCUGCUGAAAAAGAAAUACCUGCAAAAACAGCUCAUGAUCCAAAGCACUCAGUGGGUUUGCCAACAGAACUCAGAUCUGAAAUGAAGACAAAAUCAGAAUUCACCUCAGGUGCUACACAGUUUACACCUGACCCCAAGCUCAUGGAUCAUGGACAGUCCCAUCCAGAAGAUGUAGAUAUGUACAGCACUAGAAGCUGAAAUAGUCUACAUAAACAAUUACAAGAUGUGAAGUUCCAAAUGAUAAUGAAAGAAAUGUAAUGGGUAAUUGUGAUGCAUAGAGCAUAACUUAAAGCAAAUUUAUCCCAUACAUCUUCUAAUGUAUGGUUUGACCAAUCAAGUAAGUGAUUAAAACACAAACGGAAAAUACAAUCGAAACAAUAGUAAAUGAUUGGUGAAGAGGCAGAGGUAGUAGUGUUAAGAUGCAUUUGAUGACUUAAGGGUGUUUAUAAACAAAAAAUAGAUUAAAUAUGUGAACAGUUAUGAGACUAAGAUCUGAAAAAAUAUGUAUUUACUUAUACACACAUGUAUUUGCUUUAGCUUUUUCUCACUAUCAAUUCCCUACUUGUGACAUUAAUGUCAGCUAAAUUAGAAUGGUUUGGGAAGGUUAUAUUCUCUAUCCUUCUCUUUUUUCAUUUCCCAGAACAGGAAUAAAAUAUCCAUAUUUUAUGACA
Messenger RNA from Myotis daubentonii (Daubenton's bat), 1387 nucleotides. RefSeq names its product apolipoprotein O like (gene APOOL). Gene Ontology annotation, biological process: cristae formation. Gene Ontology annotation, cellular component: MICOS complex. NCBI's taxonomy places the organism in Eukaryota, Metazoa, Chordata, Mammalia, Chiroptera, Vespertilionidae. The record is from RefSeq and is a predicted model, not a curated record.